AUGACAAGACACGCGCGGGGCUCAAUGCGCAGCGCUCGCGCCACGGCCGCUGCAGCUGCGCGGUGGCGCAUCGCCGGCGGCCCCCCCCCAGCUCUGACAGGAGAAGCUCCAGGCGCAAAGCCGGGCGGCGUGGGCGUGCGGGCCUCCGGUGCGGGUCGGCGCGCCCGCGCCAGAGAGCCAGGGGCAGCAGAAUUCGCCCUCGCGGAGGCACAGCCCUCGGCGCGAGAGGUCGCUCGCGGGGCGGCGGGCGCGAAGCGCGGCAGCACAGACUCCCCCGGACUGUUCAUUGCCGUUGCCGUGCUCCGCUGCCAGAGCCAGAUCAAAGGAUACCUACCCCGAGAGCUGCACUGGACAAGCAUGCCAAGCAAUACUUUCCGAUUGAGCUUCGGCCGCCUGGUGAUCUCAUCACAGCUCGUGCUGCGGUGGCGGGCCGAGUAUUACCUCACGUUCUGCCACCGUCGUGGCCCUUAUGCUGCAGCGGAUAUCCGCAACUUCUGUUGGCAGUGCCCUGGGUUGGCACGCGGCAGACAGGCGCACCAAACCCGCGGCGUGGUCACCGUGCUGAUCGACCCGGAGAGCUCGCACCCGGGCGCUGGCAGCUGCGUCGUCGACGGCGCGUACAGCGAGCAGUUCCUGCGGCGCCUGGAGGCGCUGUUCGAGCGCCUCCCUGCGUCCGAGCCGACCAAGGACAGUCCGAACGCCCGCAGUUACUUCUGCGACAUGGAGGGCUGGCUGCAACGCGAGCUCGCAGAGCCUCUCGGGCUGGCGGGGCCGACCAGACCGCCGGUGGAGGAGGCCAUGCCGCAGGCGCGGUUCCUGCACUACCAGCGGCCCGGCGGCGCACUCCCGCCGCACGUGGACCUGGCAAGGACGGGCGGGGAGACCGUGCUCCUGGACCGCCAGGACGACGCCCCCGACGCGGUGCUGGCGGAGGUGCGGCCCCGGCGGGGCAGGCUGCUGCUCUUCCCCCACCGGUGCCCGCACCUGGCCCGCCCGACCGUGGAGGUGCCGAAGCUGCUGCUGAGGGGCGAGAUGUUCGGCCCGCGCCCAGCGGGGCCAGCCGCGGCUGCCGCCGUCGGCGCCUACCCUGGCGGCACGAUUCUGCCCGGGAUAUCCUGA
This is a messenger RNA of Prorocentrum cordatum, 1119 nucleotides long. The record is from the annotation of a GenBank genome assembly. NCBI's taxonomy places the organism in Eukaryota, Dinophyceae, Prorocentrales, Prorocentraceae.